Messenger RNA from Hibiscus syriacus, 591 nucleotides. Its product is annotated as NADH dehydrogenase [ubiquinone] 1 alpha subcomplex subunit 2. The transcript is spliced from 3 exons. NCBI's taxonomy places the organism in Eukaryota, Viridiplantae, Streptophyta, Magnoliopsida, Malvales, Malvaceae. The record is from RefSeq and is a predicted model, not a curated record. Bases 124 to 420 code for a protein of 98 amino acids.
ACACAGUCUUAUUUAUUCUGCUUUCUCCAGUCUCCUACUCCUUCAAUCCCUCCACCACUUUUACAAUUUUCAAAGGUCUUUCGAAACCCUAAAACGAUAAAUUUGCUCACCAAAGAAGUACAAAUGGCGUGGAGAAGCCAAUUAUCUCGCAAUCUCAAAGAACUACGGAUUUUGUUUUGCCAAAGAUCUCCUUCCAGUGCCCCCGCCAGAUCAUUCGUGGAGAAUAAUUACAAGGAUCUCAAGACUUUAAACCCUAAACUUCCAAUCCUCAUCCGCGAAUGCAGUGGGGUUGAGCCCCAAAUGUGGGCUAGAUAUGAUAUGGGUGUCGAGAGAGGCAUUCGCUUGCAAGGUUUGAGCGAGCCUCAGAUUUUGAAGGCACUAGAAGACCUUGCUAAAGCAGGGGCAUCCACCAAGGCCUAAUCAUAUUGCUGCUCUUAAAUCCAAAAGGUCGGAAAUAAAACUCAGGUCUUUCCAAAAACUGUUUCCUUUUUAUGUUUGUUGGGUUCCUUCCAUUUUCAGACAUCAUAACUGAUAUUGUAAGAUGAUUAUUGUUGAAGGUUUCAGUAUUUGAUUACUUGUCUUGCCUUUUAA